Molecule: messenger RNA, 1854 nt
Organism: Rhea pennata
Lineage: Eukaryota; Metazoa; Chordata; Aves; Rheiformes; Rheidae
Gene: TOX
Product: thymocyte selection associated high mobility group box
Exons: 9
Coding region: 29-1606 (525 amino acids)
Biological process (GO): regulation of transcription by RNA polymerase II; leukocyte differentiation
Cellular component (GO): nucleus
Molecular function (GO): chromatin DNA binding
Source: RefSeq, a predicted model, not a curated record
AAAGGAGUUUGCUUGAUGUUUUAGUGAAAUGGACGUAAGAUUUUAUUCGCCACCUCCUCAGCCUGCAGCCGCUCCUGAUACGCCUUGUUUGGGACCUUCCCCCUGCCUGGACCCCUACUAUUGCAACAAGUUUGACGGUGAGAACAUGUAUAUGAGUAUGACAGAGCCGAGCCAGGACUAUGUGCCAGCCAGCCAGUCUUUCCCUGGCCCAAGUCUCGAAAGCGAAGAUUUUAACAUACCUCCUAUAACUCCUCCGUCAUUACCUGACCACUCACUGGUGCACUUGAAUGAGAUCGAGUCUGGGUACCACUCGCUGUGUCAUCCAAUGAACCACAAUGGCCUGCUUCCCUUCCACCCACAAAACAUGGAUCUACCUGAAAUUACAGUUUCCAACAUGCUUGGCCAAGAUGGCACACUGCUUUCGAAUUCACUGUCUGUGAUGCAAGAUUUACGGAAUACAGAAGGAGCCCAGUAUAGUUCCCAUCCUCAGAUGGCAACCAUGAGGCCAAGGGUUCAACCUGCAGAUAUUAGGCAGCCAGGAAUGAUGCAGCACGGGCAGCUGACUACUAUUAACCAGUCCCAGCUCAGUGCACAGCUUGGUUUGAAUAUGGGUGGAAACAAUGUUCCUCACAACUCACCCUCUCCACCUGGAAGCAAAUCUGCAACUCCUUCACCAUCCAGUUCAGUCCAUGAAGAUGAAGGAGAAGAUAGCUCUAAGGUCAAUGGUGGAGAGAAGAGACCUGCUUCAGAUAUGGGGAAGAAACCCAAAACUCCCAAAAAGAAGAAGAAGAAGGACCCAAAUGAGCCACAGAAGCCUGUGUCUGCCUAUGCAUUAUUCUUUCGAGACACUCAAGCAGCCAUCAAGGGCCAAAACCCAAAUGCUACUUUUGGUGAAGUCUCUAAAAUUGUAGCUUCAAUGUGGGACGGCUUAGGAGAAGAACAAAAACAGGUAUACAAAAAGAAAACUGAAGCUGCCAAGAAGGAAUAUCUGAAGCAGUUAGCUGCCUACAGAGCAAGCCUUGUAUCCAAGAGCUAUAGUGAACCUGUUGAUGUCAAGGCCUCCCAGCAACCUCAGAUGAUGAAUUCAAAGCAGUCAGUGUUUCAUGGGCCUGCCCAGGCUCACUCUGCGCUGUACCUCAGUUCCCACUACCACCAACAACCAGGAAUGAAUCCUCAUAUCACUGCCAUGCAUGCCAAUAUCCCCAGGAACAUAGCACCUAAGCCCAACAACCAAAUGCCAGUGACUGUUUCUAUAGCAAACAUGGCCGUGUCCCCACCACCACCGCUCCAGAUCAGCCCUCCUCUGCACCAGCAUCUCAACAUACAGCAACACCAGCCAAUUACAAUGCAGCAGUCCAUUGGAAACCAGCUACCGAUGCAGGUCCAGUCUGCUCUACAUUCACCUACAAUGCAGCAAGGAUUUACUCUUCAGCCUGAUUAUCAGAGUAUCAUCAAUCCAACAUCUACAGCUGCACAAGUUGUUACCCAAGCAAUGGAGUAUGUUCGUUCAGGGUGCAGAAAUCCUCCAGCACAGACUGUGGACUGGAAUAAUGACUACUGCAGUAAUGGGGGCAUGCAGAGGGACAAAGCACUCUACCUUACCUGAAAAUCUGAAACACUCUCCUUUCCACUGAGGAAUGCAGGGAAGUCUUUUCAUCAUGGAUUGCUUUAUGCAGUCAAGGCAGUUCUGCAUUUUAUUAGAAAAUACAAGUUGCUAAGCACUUAGGACUAUUUGAGCUUGUGGGUCACCCACUCUGGAAAAAAAUAAUCUUGCUUCUUUCUUUUUCUCCUCCCUCCCCCCAUUUUUUUCUCUUUCUUUCUCCUUUCCCCGCCCCCCCACCCUGAGAUCCUUUA